Lacerta agilis (Sand lizard) is the source of this 763-nucleotide messenger RNA. It is a transcript of the gene GADD45B, whose product is annotated as growth arrest and DNA damage inducible beta. NCBI's taxonomy places the organism in Eukaryota, Metazoa, Chordata, Lepidosauria, Squamata, Lacertidae. The transcript is spliced from 4 exons. Gene Ontology annotation, biological process: regulation of cell cycle. Bases 257 to 733 code for a protein of 158 amino acids. The record is from RefSeq and is a predicted model, not a curated record. Gene Ontology annotation, cellular component: cytoplasm; nucleus.
CGGAAGAAGCUUCAUCUCUGUACUGGAUCUUAAUUUCUCUUUUUGUGCAUUGUUAUUUCUCAUCCUCCACUUUGGAAAUCGCCUUGUCCUUCCGCUGGGAUUUAUUCGCAGGGACCUUCUGGAUUUUCUGGCUUGUGGGGAAACGUUGCUUUGCUGGAAGAAAGGAAAGGAAGAAAAAAAAAACCCACCACUUUUUCUGGCAUCGCCUGGGCUGUUUUUUCCCCCCUUUUGCGCCACUGUGGAUUAUAAUUGCAACAUGACUCUGGAAGAGCUGGUGUCUUGCGAUAACACACAAAACAAGAUGAAGUCAGUAAGUGAAGCUGUGGAACAGCUCCUGGUGGCCGCCCAGAGGCAGGGGGCCUUGACAGUUGGGGUCUACGAGUCUGCCAAACUCAUGAAUGUGGACCCGGACAGCGUGGUCCUCUGCUUGCUGGCCAUCGAUGAAGAAGACGAGGAUGACAUUGCCCUGCAGAUCCACUUCACGCUCAUCCAGGCCUUUUGCUGCGACAACGACAUCAACAUCCUGCGCGUGUCCGGCAUGGAGCGGCUGGCGGCCGUGCUGGGAGACGGUUCCCAGGACACCGCGGAGCCACAGGACCUGCAUUGCAUCCUGGUGACGAACCCGCACACGGAUUCCUGGAAGACCCAGGGCCUGGCAGAGGUUGCCAGCUACUGCGAAGAGAGCCGCUGCAACAACGAGUGGGUGCCCUAUGUCACCCUCCAGGCUCGCUGAGCCGUCCCACGAUGCCCCCUUGCCGACUGG